CAGGCCCGGAGCGCUGGCCGCGGGAGCGGCGCCGGGACGCUCCAAGUUUUCGGGUUGUUUUGCAAUGUUCCCGGCGGGAAGAGUGGGGCAGAGAAUUGGAAGGUCUCCACCCCUGGGCAGGAGAGGGGCUGUCCACAUUUGAGGCACGUCUGGUGCCUUCUGUGUUCUUGGACAGAACACCUACAGCUGCUUCCACCGGGCUAGGAGCCAGACCUCAGGGACAGACAAGCCAUGGACUUCCCAUACCCUCAGCAUUUGGGGGCAGCACCUUAGGAGAGCAGGGGCGCAGCCUCCAUCCACCCCCUUUCACCAAGAAGGAGGGAGCUGAGAAGCGGACCCUUAGCCCAGCCCAGCGCCCUCCCCAGGCCCCCGGUGGGCAUGGACCAGCAGCUGUGAACAGCCAGAGCCGAUGCCGGGCCCCCAGGGGGCCGGAGGAGCCCCGGCCAUGAACCUGGGCAAGCUCUCACCCGUGGGCUGGGUGUCCAGCUCGCAGGGGAAGAGGCGGCUGACUGCGGACAUGAUCAGCCCCCCACUGGGGGACUUCCGCCACACCAUGCACGUGGGCCGUGGCGGGGAUGUCUUCGGCGACACCUCCUUCCUCAGCAACCACGGUGGCAGCUCACGGGGCACCCACCGCUCGCCCCGCAGCUUCCUGGCCAAGAAGCUGCAGCUGAUGCGGAGGGUAGGGGCACCGCCCCGGAGGAUGGCUUCCCCACCUGCGCCCUCACCUGCUCCACCGGCCAUCUCCCCCAUCAUCAAGAACGCCAUCUCCCUGCCUCAGCUCAACCAGGCCGCCUAUGACAGCCUCGUGGUGGGCAAGCUCAGCUUUGACCGCAGCCCUGCCACCUCCACAGACGGCCACUCCAGUUACGGCCUGGACUCCGGGUUCUGCACCAUCUCUCGCCUGCCUCGCCCAGAAAAGCCUCGUGACCGAGACCGUGAUAGCUCCUUCCCCUCUGAGCCUGAGCUUCGCCGCUCUGACUCCCUCCUGUCCUUGCGCCUGGACCUCGACCUUGGGCCCUCUCUCCUCAGUGAGCUGCUGGGGGUCAUGAGCCUCUCAGAAGGCUCUGCAGCCGAGACCCCAGCCCCACCCCUUGCUGCAAAUCCCCCAGCCCCUGUUGCAAACCCCCCGACCCCUGCCUCAAGCCCCCCACCCCGUGGACAGUGCCCCAAUGGGGUAACCCCGGGGUUGGGCCCAACGGCCGAGGCGAGGGCCAGCCCGGUAGGAGAGCGUCCCUGUGCACCUGCUGAUGUGGGCCCCGGCAGGCACUGGGGAGCAGGCUGGGGUGGCAGCCAAAGCAGCCGCCACUACACUGAGAUGGAUGCUCGGCGGGAGCUGGUGGAGGUGCUGCCCCAGGCUCGGGCCUCUUGGGAGAGCCUGGACGAAGAGUGGGGGCCGCCGCAGGCAGGCAGCAGGGCCCCCGUGCCCAGCACGGUGCAAGCCGACACCUUCAAGUUUGCUGAAGCUGAGGAGGAUGACGAGGUCAAGGUGUGAGCGGCUGGGCAUGGGCUCAGGACCCCAGCCAGCCUCGGGGCACCGCCUGUGAACUGCCCGCGUGCAGAGCCAGCCCCUCACCUGACAGCUGGGUCCCGCCAACGAAAGAUGGGAGAACCCAAGUUGUCCCCAGACCCCUCCACACCUCUGCAGGACAGACAUGGGAGGGAGGCCAGAGGAGACCAGGCUUGUCCUGGGACCCGGGUGUUCCCAUGGGCCGUGCUGGGCCGCCCUGCCUCCCCCCACUGCCACUCUGGACCCAGUAGCCGUUCCUCGGGCCCACCCGCCACCCCAGGCCGUCCCCACCAGCUGGAGGGCCUCGCCUCACAGUGCAGCCUUUGUGCUGGGAAAGCUGCCCUUGCUGGGUGGGGGUGGGGAGCAUAGCACAUAGAGCCUUUGUCCCCUCUCCCAAAGGGACCGCCUGCCCCAGCUCAUCCUGGAGUUGCCCCCAGCAGGGUCCCCACUGCCUUUCUGAGAGCCCCAGCCCUUGCUAAGGCUGCUUCCCCGACAUUCCCGCCGCCACCCCACUUGUCCCAGAAGCCUCAGAGAAAAGUCAGGUGUGACCUCACAGUGGGGGAAUCCCACCUUCCCGUGCACCCCAGACCUGCCUCUGGGUCCUGAUUAAAGAAGGCUUUUUUGAUAAAA
Molecule: messenger RNA, 2140 nt
Organism: Balaenoptera ricei (Rice's whale)
Lineage: Eukaryota; Metazoa; Chordata; Mammalia; Artiodactyla; Balaenopteridae
Gene: CDC42EP1
Product: CDC42 effector protein 1
Exons: 3
Coding region: 410-1495 (361 amino acids)
Source: RefSeq, a predicted model, not a curated record